This is a messenger RNA of Triticum turgidum subsp. durum (durum wheat), 933 nucleotides long. The record is from the annotation of a GenBank genome assembly. NCBI's taxonomy places the organism in Eukaryota, Viridiplantae, Streptophyta, Magnoliopsida, Poales, Poaceae.
AUGGCCUCCUUCCUCGCCGCCCGCCGCCUCCUCUCCACUGCCGCCGCUCGCCGCCUCCUCCCAUGCACUUCCCCGCCGCCUCCUGCCCCCGCUGCUCUCUGCUGGCUGUCCACCGACGCCUCGCUCCCACCGCCUCUUCCCGUCCCCCCUCCGGAGCCCACAGUCGACCCUCCCAAGAAGGAUGGAGCCUCCUUCUCCGCCGGUUCCGGCGCUGGAGGGGCCUACCGGACUGGACAGGGAGCUGCAUCGGGUGGUCGCCGAUCUGGUGGCGCGGGGUACGAGGAGGAGCAGCAGAAGGUCCUCCGCGCGUCGCUUCUCCACGUGCCGAGGAUGGGAUGGAGCGAGUCGGCCAUGAUCGCGGGUGCGAGGGAUGUGUCCGUGUCGCCGGCCAUCGUCGGUGCCUUCCCAAGGAAGGAGGCUGCGCUAGUUGAGAUGCAGUUUUUCAUGGAUGACUGCCUUCAACAACUCAUGGAUCGCGUUGAUGCUGGUGAGGGCGAGCUUUUGAAAAACUUGAUGCUCACUGAGAGACUAUCUAGACUUGUUCGGAUGAGGCUUGAGAUGCAGACACCUUACAUAUCAAAGUGGCCUCAAGCGCUGAGUAUUCAGUCUCAACCAGCAAAUGUCUCAACAAGCUUAAAGCAGAGAGCAGUCCUUGUUGAUGAGAUUUGGCAUGCUGCUGGGGAUUCUGGAUCAGAUAUUGAUUGGUAUGUGAAACGUACUGUGCUUGGUGGCAUCUACUCAGCCUCAGAGGUGUACAUGUUAACAGAUAAUUCUCCAGAGUUUCACGACACAUGGACAUUUGUGAAUCGCGGCAUCAAAGAUGCUCUUGAUUUGCAGAAAUCUUAUAAGGAGGUCGCUUAUCUAACCGAAACCCUGGGAGCAGGGAUCGGUGGCUCCAUACAGGGCGUCCUGAACAAGGUUUUCCAGAAAUGA